AUGGGCGAGAUCUCCCUGUACUUCUUCAGCGUCGCACUGCAUCUUGUGCACAUCAAAGAUCCCUCGGCGUCGGUUCUUGUUCCGUCGCUGUCGGGCGAGAUGCCCGUCGCCGUGGAGGACAGGGGCGGUGGUGCAGUCGCGCUGAUGCUGGCGUCCCUCUUCCUCCUGGGCACAUGGCCAGUUCUCCUGACGCUGCUGGAGCGCAGAGGCCGGCUGCCUCAGCACACCUACCUCGACUACUCCAUCACCAACCUCCUCGCCGCCGUCCUGAUGGCCGUCGCGUUUGGGCAGGCUAGAGAUAGCAGGCCAGACUUCUUCACUCAGCUGACCCAGUGGCGUGCCCUCAGGAAGGGUGUCCCUCACCUGGUGGUCUACACCGCCUUCUUCUACUUCUCGGUGUCGUGUUUCGUGCUCGGAGCCUGCCUCAACGUCUGGCUUCUGUAUCACCCUAUGGCCGGUGUGCCGGCAUCGACCGCCGGAGCAUACGCCAGGGACUGGAACGGCAGGCAUUGGGCCCUCCUAGCAGGGCUGCUCUGUGGUUUUGGGAACGGUUUUCAGUUCAUGGGCGGCCAGGCUGCUGGGUACGCGGCUGCUGAUGCAGUCCAGGCGCUGCCCCUUGUAAGCACAUUUUGGGGUGUCAUCCUCUUUGGGGAAUACCGAAGGUCAUCGAGAAAGACAUUCCUGUUGCUCUUUUCCAUGCUGUCGAUGUUCAUCAUCGCUGUUGCAGUUCUCAUGGCUUCAGCAGGGCAUAGGAAGGGAUUUGAUACCAAUGCUAAAUUCAAUGUAACCAGAUUGCACAGAAGUUCAGUUUAUCAAGACAGUACGCACAACUAG
Miscanthus lutarioriparius is the source of this 834-nucleotide messenger RNA. The record is from the annotation of a GenBank genome assembly. Lineage: Eukaryota; Viridiplantae; Streptophyta; Magnoliopsida; Poales; Poaceae.